Molecule: messenger RNA, 5818 nt
Organism: Gasterosteus aculeatus aculeatus (three-spined stickleback)
Lineage: Eukaryota; Metazoa; Chordata; Actinopteri; Perciformes; Gasterosteidae
Gene: recql
Product: RecQ helicase-like
Biological process (GO): double-strand break repair via homologous recombination
Cellular component (GO): chromosome; cytoplasm
Molecular function (GO): 3'-5' DNA helicase activity; nucleic acid binding; ATP binding
Source: RefSeq, a predicted model, not a curated record
UGUGUUGUCAUGUACACUUCCGGUUUAGCACCAUGUUUGCAUGCAAUAUGGCAACUUUGCUUAAACGCCUUACUCUCUGGUUAUAAAUCAAACAUAUGCAUAUGUUGUCUUAAUUAAAUACAUUAUAGCACGAGCCAUAGGCGAUAAAGUGUGACAAUCUCUCAGUUUAAGGUGGGGGCGUUGGCGUUAGGCAACCUGCGAAGAGACUUCUUCUGCUACAGCAACCCUGAAUCGAGGUCCACAACAAAAAACCGAGGCCGAGACUGAGCAGCUGAAUGUGGAUGAUAUCUACACCUCCAAAGGUUGGCUGCUUUCCCAGCAAAUCAGUCGGAGAAUUAUGGAUGAAGGUGGCAGAACUAAUGAUGCGCAGGCGGAGCUGGAAACUGUGGAUGCCGAGCUGGAGUUGAUAGAGCUGCAGAUCUGCGAGCUCCUGCAGAAGCAGGCUGAGCUGACGUGUCGUAAAGAUGCACUGCUGCAGCGACUGAAAGAGGCCUGUAAUGCUGCACAGCCGUCAUCCUCAAAAUUAUCUGGAGCGAAUCCAGUGCUAAGCAAGCAGGAGUUGCAGCUUUAUGAUGGCACAGAUUUUCCAUGGUUCAAAGAAGUAGAACAGCACCUAAAGGACCCGUUCCAUCUCUCCACGUUCAGAUCUCUGCAGCUGAAGGCCAUCAACCUGACUCUGUCAGGCAGAGAUCUCUUCCUGGUGAUGCCCACAGGAAGAGGAAAAAGCCUUUGCUACCAGCUGCCUGCCCUCUGCUCUAAAGGUUUUACAUUGGUUGUCAGUCCCUUGGUGUCCCUGAUGGAGGAUCAGAUAAUGUCCCUGAAAUCCAUCAAUGUGCCAGCAGUCAUGCUCAAUGCGUCCAGUACCAAGGAGCACGCCAAGAACGUUAUGGCUGGGAUGACUGAUCCCAAUGGUCCCUUCAAGCUGCUUUACGUUACUCCAGAGCGAAUCGCCAAGAGCAAGCUGCUCAUGUCUCGUUUAGAGAAAGCCCAUAACGCAGACCUCCUGAGUCGGAUUGCUGUGGACGAGGUUCACUGCUGCAGUCAGUGGGGACAUGACUUCAGGCCAGAUUUUAAACAGCUGGGCAUCCUGAAGAGGCAGUUCCCCAAAGUGCCCCUGCUAGGACUCACAGCCACAGCAACCGGAAGCGUCCUGAAGGACUGUGAGAACAUCUUAUGUGUGCCACACCCAGUGACGCUGUCUGCGUCCUUUAACCGGGCCAAUCUCUACUACGAGGUUCGUAUUAAAGAUUCUAACUAUGAUGCAUCAAUAAGUGACAUUGCCUCUCUGAUCAAGAACCGAUACAAGGAUCAGUCAGGAAUCGUGUAUGUGUUCUCUCAGAAGGAUGCAGAGAAUGUGUCAUCUUCGCUCCAGAAAGAGGACAUCCUGGCCUUCCCCUACCACGCCCACAUGGACCCUGAUGUCAAGUCCCAUGUCCACUGCAAAUGGACCUUGAACAAAAUUCAGGUGGUGGUAGCCACAGUGGCGUUCGGCAUGGGCAUCGACAAGCCCGACGUCAGGUUUGUCAUCCACCAUACCAUCAGUAAGUCCAUCGAGAACUACUAUCAAGAGAGUGGACGAGCAGGUCGAGACGACAGUCAAGCAGAUUGCAUCCUCUACUUUGGCUUCUCUGACAUCUUCAGGAUUAGCACCAUGGUGGUGAUGGAGAACAUUGGUCAGCAGAAGCUGCUGCAGAUCGUAGACUACUGCCAGAAUGUUGACAGGUGUCGGCGCUCUCUCAUGGCUGUUCAUUUUGAUGAGGUGUGGGACGAUGAAGGAUGCAACCAGAUGUGUGAUACUUGCCGCCGUGUAAAAGACUACACCACUGUGGACAUUACCGAGCAUGCCAAGCAGGUGGUAAAAAUUGUCGAGCUGGCGGCGUCGGUGGAUGAGAAGCUAACUCCUUUAAAGCUGGUGGACACAUGGAUGGGCAAAGGCCCAGCAAAGCGCAGGAAGAUGAUCCAGACCACCACCCUGUGUCGGCUGCAGGCUGAAGCUAUGGUUGUGACGAUGCUGCUGCAGGGAUACCUCAGAGACGAUUUCAGCUUCACACCAUACACCACCUACUUCUACGUGAGGCUGGGCCGCAAAGCUCCUCUGCUGAAGAGCCAGACUCACACACUCUGCAUGAAGAUGAGGUCAACUGGGAGAGUGUCUGCUGUGGUGAAACCUGCGAGUGGCCAGGGCAGUGCCAAAGAGGGAAAGGGAUCAGUUCAAAGUGGUGGAGAUGCCCCUGUGUCCAAGAAAGUCAAGACAAACGUCUCCUAACCGCCCACCUUGUCUAGAAGAGAAGCUGCCAAAGUACAGUCCAUCAUUCUUUACUCUGCUGACUACUGCUUCUGUUAACAAUGCACUAUACAUUCUCAGACUUAAUGCUUCACUUUUGGAACACACGGUGUUGAGUGGUGGUGGAAUCUGUUUAUGCCUCUGUUUAUGUCAUUAAAUUGUUCCUAAGCAACAGGCUUGGGCAAUAAACAUUGCUGGCACCACAAGAUCUUAUGGCUGGUUACUUCUCAUACUGCUUGGUGUCUGUGAAAAGGCUUGAUGAUAGCCUUCUCUCGUUUGCAUUAGCAGAGAAACAAGACAUAUCUGUAGGUCAGAUGCAGGGUCAGGACAGUGAAGUUCCUUUUUAAUUUGAUCAGAAAUCAAAUAUGACAUUUAUCAUUAUCGCCCAAGCCUGUUACCCAUGAUCUCUGCUGCUGAAUUUCAUGCGUUCAAGUUUGAUUUGUUUUCACUGACUUCAGAGAGUAAAUAUUCUUUCAUUGUAGUUUUAUUUAUUUCAUGUCACUCUAAAUGGACAGGAAGUAAUGCAUUUUAUGGGGAGUGAGCUCUCAUCACUUUUCUCCUGUUAGUGACUGACGCUAGGUUGUCACAUGGUUACAGGACAUAUUAGCCAAUAAGGAGAAGAUGAAUAUGAACUCUGACCACAUUAUCAGGGACCACUACAUUAGACCAGGGGAUCUAGUCCAGUAAAAAGAAAAGAAACCGCUGACCAACCGACCAGGAGAGGAAGAGAGAAACAAAGGGCACUCGAUUGCAUCUCAACAUAGAAUUAAGAUUGAUGCCGAAAUAAACAUUAUAGAUAACAGUGAUGGUCAUCAAACACCAUCACUUUCAGUUAAACCUUGUUCCGAACACAAAGCCACCACACUUCUGAGAGUGAGGAGCAGACCCUGGGCUGAUUUAGAUGAAGUAGCUGUUCACUAUCCAGGUCCAGUUGAUAGCAAAGCCAGCAUCCCCGUGCCCAGCUCUCCAUUGCACGCCUCCAUCAUCUCUGAGAGUGCAGCAGAAGAGCUCUGUGAUCUGAGGAACUAUUACAGCAAACAGCUGAGGAGAGUAACCAUUCUCCAGACUGCUUGCAGCCUGUGGACCCAAGUGAAUGGCUGGUUCACCACUAAAGCCCCAGUUUGAAGUUCAUUUUACUGGACAUAGGUGUAAAGACAGCUGCAGGGAUUACAAAUGUAUGUAGGCCAACCAAAAGUAUGCAUCACCUUGUAAAUCGCAAUACAAAGCCAAUGGGCUUCAUGUCAUUGUGGAUUAUUACAUACAUUUGUAAUGAUUUAUGGAUUUGUGUUGAACAAGCUUCUGAAGUCACUAGGACAAACCAAACAACCACCAGAGAAAAUACACUGUUUUAUCCGCACUCAGUUUAUUAUUCUGCUGUAUGUUAUUUCAUAGUAGCAUUGAUGUUGACUGUCGGAUCUCCAUUUUGUAAACUCAUACUAAGUGUUGUGAUGUCAUUAUUAAAUGUGGUUUCUAUCAGCAGUGUGAGUGUCAGAUGUGUCAAGAACUGAAGUUGACAGCUUAACAAACACUGUAUAUAGAGCCGAGCAGAGAUCCAACCUCUUUUAUUUUUUUACCAGAUUUCAAAAUAUAUUAGUUAAGAAUACACUUGGAUUUAACUAAGCAAAUAGAUACGAGCCUCCUAUUGGAUCAUUGCUGCAUCGGCAGCAACAGUAUGUGUGGAAAUAAUGAGGUCAGCUGACUACCUGAAUAUACUGAAUGACCAGGUUUUUCCAUCAAUGGAUUUUUUCUUCUCUGGCAUAUUCCAAGAUGACUGCCAGGAUUCAUCGGGCUCAAAUUGUGAAAGUGGUUCAGGGAGCAUGAGACAUCAUUUUCACACAUGGAUUGGCGCCCGUAUACCUAAAGAAUUUUUGUGCAAAAAGUGGCAAAAUUCUCAAGAGUCAUGACGUUUUCUUAGAAUUUCCCCUAAAAGUGACACGAAAAUCCCAGUUAAUAUAAAAGCUAUUCCUCAAGAUUUCUAGUGCUUAAAAGGGCUCCUAAGGCGAGAUCUGCUAAGAGCAGGGAAGAGGACUUUUAGUGGCUUAGGAGUUCCCCUAAGCAGCUGCACAAAAUGGCCAACAGAAGAGGCAGGAGAGAUGUCCUGCAAACACUGGAUGACAGGGAAUUAUUGAGACGCUACAGAUUGGAUCGUGCAGGAAUCAUGUUUGUGGUGGAUCUCCUUAGAGAUGCAAUUACUUCACCAACUCGACGCCACAACGCUAUUACACCGGAGAAGAAAGAAAUCACAACCCUGAGGUAUUUGGCAACAGGGAAAAUGCAACAAUGCAGCAGUGAUGACGUGGGUCUGUUCCAAUCCUCCGUCAACAGCAGAGUCACCCAAACACUGACAGCUUUGUCGCAACCUAAUAUUGUGACAUAAUUUGUUUUAUUCCCGCAGGAUGCCCGCAGCACAUAAAAGGGCAUUUAUGGACAUUGCAGGAUUCCCUGGCGUUGUGGGUGUAAUUGAUGGAACACAUGUGAGAAUAAUUGCGCCAUCAGAGGACGAGGCUGUCUUUGUUAACAGGAAGAAUUUCCACAGCAUCAAUGUGCAAAUAGUGUUCAAUGCGGCCUGUAAGAUUUUGGACAUUGUGGCUAAAUGGCCAGGCUCCACACAUGAUGCGAGAAUGCUCUCCGAGAGUGGCAUCAGACAGCUUUUUGAGAGACGCUAUGUGCCGGCUAAUUGCCACUUGUUAGGGGAAAGUGGCUACCCAUGCAAACCAUGGCUCCUUACACCUUACCUCCAGCCACGCCAAGGGCCCCAACGAAAUUAUAACAGGGCCCACAAGACAACAAGAGCGGUGGUGGAGCGUGGCAUAGGCCAGCUUAAGAGGCGCUUUCAUGUUCUCCACGGAGAGGUGCGGCUGAGGCCUGAAAAAGUCAGCAAAGUCAUCAUAGCCUGUGCAAUAUUACACAAUAUUUGCAAGGUUAGACAGAUUGCAGAAACUCUGGAGGAUGGCGAUGAGGAUGAGGAUGAAGACAACGAUGAGGAUGGUGGUGAAGAAGAUAUUCACAUUCCACAGGGGAACCUAGUGACUGCCUUACAGGGCAAACUUCACAAAUUUACAUUUCAGGCAAGCUGUAGCCCCAUGUCAUUUGAGAACUUGUGAUGGUAUUAAGAACUACCACAGUUUUACUGCACAUCACCUGCAAUUGUUAAAUGCAAGACACAGAACACAAUCUCUAAAUGAUUUCUUUUUUAGGUGUUCAAUUUUAAGGCAGUAGUACUCCUCCUGAAGGGAAAGGACUUUUUUUUGUUGUUCAAACACAUCAAUCUUCCCUCCUGCAGGGAUGCUGACGGAGCAGGUGCUGCGGAUGGGAAUGGUGUUUGAUCCGCCGGGCUAUCCUGAGUAGCAGCUGCAGGUGGUUCAGGCGGCAAUCUUGUCAGCAAACUUGAUGGGCCCAGUUCUUGUGAUGGCUCCAUGCUACAUAAAUACAUAUGCCUAGUUUAAUUAUUGUUUUGAUCAAAUUAAUUUAAUACAAUGAGCAUGGAUAACACAUGAAAUGGCUUCUGCAAUGAAUAAACACUGUUGAUAUGAA